Entrophospora sp. SA101 is the source of this 225-nucleotide messenger RNA. The record is from the annotation of a GenBank genome assembly. Lineage: Eukaryota; Fungi; Glomeromycota; Glomeromycetes; Entrophosporales; Entrophosporaceae.
AUGGUUGCAUGCUUUGUACAUGGUGAUGAAACAUCUUAUCAAAAAACUGCUAUACUCAAAAAGAUCAAGGGAUUUAAAAAAAUUAUGCCCUCAACAACUAAAAAAGCUACUGAAGAAGGUUUAUUUGAACCAUUUGUUGGAAUAAAACCAGCAUUAUCAAUCAUCAACCAAUCUGUCAUAUCUCCAUUUAAAUGUUGUUCCUAUGUUAAUGAUGUUGCAGCAUGA